Polistes canadensis is the source of this 587-nucleotide messenger RNA. RefSeq names its product 39S ribosomal protein L20, mitochondrial (gene mRpL20). Gene Ontology annotation, cellular component: ribosome. The transcript has 3 exons. The record is from RefSeq and is a predicted model, not a curated record. Bases 110 to 556 code for a protein of 148 amino acids. Gene Ontology annotation, molecular function: structural constituent of ribosome; rRNA binding. Gene Ontology annotation, biological process: ribosomal large subunit assembly; translation. Lineage: Eukaryota; Metazoa; Arthropoda; Insecta; Hymenoptera; Vespidae.
UGACAGUCAGUGUUGAUUGAUAUCAAAGCAAAAAAUAACCUUUAAAAAUACAUGGUGUUACAUUAUAAUAGAAUUAUUAUAAUAUAAUUAUUAAUUUCUGUGAAAAAUCAUGGUAUUUCUAUCGUUAAAUUUAUUAGUUCGAUCUCGAGGACCAGAUGAAUUCUGGCGAAAACGUAAAAUAUUCGCAAUUGCUGCUCAUUUUAUAGGUAGAAGAAGAAAUUGUUAUUCUCUCGCUAUUAGAGGUGUUCAUAGAUCCUUAAUGUUUGCUACCAAAGGACGAAAAUUAAAAAAAGAAGAUAUGCGCGAGCUUUGGCUAACAAGAUGCAAUGCAGCUUUGACCGAACACGAUAUGGAACAAAAAACAUUUACCGAAGCCUUAACUAGAUGUAAUAUUUUACUAAAUUAUAAAACUUUAGCUGAUUUAGCUUGUUGGGAACCAAGAACAUUUAAAUCUCUAGUUGCUAUCGCAGGUGCAAGAGCACAGCAAGAUGGACUUAAAAGUAGAAAUAAAAUAUUAGAAUCGACUACUACUAUAUCAGAUGGUUUAAUCGAAUAAAAUAUAUGAGGGGUAGAAUACUUAUACAAUA